Molecule: messenger RNA, 1449 nt
Organism: Schistocerca gregaria
Lineage: Eukaryota; Metazoa; Arthropoda; Insecta; Orthoptera; Acrididae
Exons: 2
Coding region: 159-827 (222 amino acids)
Source: RefSeq, a predicted model, not a curated record
GCUCUCGGAAGCAGACACGUUCACUUCACCACCGAACGUCAAGAACAAACGCCGUCAUCAAUAGUGGCAACGCAAGACGCUGGAUAUGGAAGAUCAAUGCUCUAAUUGAUGUUGAGUAGUUCUGUUUCACUAACUAAAAUGAUUGACACGCAUCUUCAAUGACAAAGAUGUGGACAACGAAUGCACUGCUUCUAGCGGCAGCUAUUUUUAGAGUCCACUCGUUGCCACCGGAAAUCGUGACAUCUACAACGCCAGUGGCAAGAAACAUAACUCUGAAUAGACACUUAAAUGAGAGUCAUCCUAACAGAAGCUCGACUGCUUCGGUGCGCAUACAAACAGCUGACGCAGAUGAUGGCGCUCAACGGAUAAAUGCAAAGUUUACAGAGAGAAGCGCAAGCAACGACGGCUUGGAGGAAGGUGACUGGUGGGGUUUGCAAGAGGCACACAACGCAACUAGCGGUUGCCGGCACGCAGGAGCAGCGGAGGCCGCGUCUACAAACAACACGAGGCUCUCGGCGGGCAACGCCCGAAGGCGGAGAAGAGCUGGUUGCAACUUGAGAAGAGCAAGCGGUGAUGGCGGCGAAACAGCUAUUGUCAUCGACAAAGGUCGUGGCCUCGUCGGCCACGCGCGCGGGAAGCUGAAGAAGAAAAAGAAGCUGAAGAAGUUCUUGAUCCCGCUGCUGAUCGCCUACAAGCUCAAGUUCUUCGCGCUGGUGCCAUUACUGAUCAGCGGCCUCGUGCUGCUGGUCGGCGCCACGGGGGCGGCCGGCUUCUUCUUUGCUCUGUUUGCCGCCACCAUCAGCAUCAAGAGUCACAGCAAGUGGUAGCAGGGCCGCCGAGGCGGUCCCGAACACUAAGCAGAGAUAUACAAUACCUCGUCAACAAGAAACAGGCGCCUAUAGGUUAACUGAGUGGAUUCUGUAGCUAAGAAAAAGGAAACAUCGACUAACGUAUGUUUUCGGGUUUGUAAUCUAAUUUUUGUUCCAAAAGUAGAUAUUCAACUCGCCUAGAUACCUUGAAAACAUGGUAGAGUCUUCUCAGAAACCAAACCUAUAUUCUGUUAUAGGACGGAGUGACCUUGGAAGAAAAUUGCUCUCUUAGACUGUCAAACGAGUUUACCAUUUAAUGUAAUAACACAUUGUAAAGCGCAAUUUAGUAACUGUAGAGUUACUGACGCACUGUAUCCACCGAGACUCGAGCCGAGUGGAUGAGGCAGGCGUCCGAGGACUUUGCUGAUGAUUUUAGUGAGUUCGGCGUUAAGAAUGUGUCGACAACCGGUAAGGUCUAGGAGCCAAUGCUAUGAAUUUAGUUUUUGUGUCUACCGUUUGUUGGACUACCGGAAAAGCCUUAUGAACGUCUUGUUCAUGGUGAAAUAUUUACACUUCCCUUCGUUAUGAGGGCUGUUUGAUGUACAUACUGUACUUUGUCAAAUAAAUCGAUUCGUACUGG